This is a messenger RNA of Vollenhovia emeryi, 4240 nucleotides long. RefSeq names its product chaoptin. Gene Ontology annotation, cellular component: extracellular matrix. Lineage: Eukaryota; Metazoa; Arthropoda; Insecta; Hymenoptera; Formicidae. The transcript has 8 exons. The coding region runs from base 1 to 4113 and encodes 1370 amino acids. Gene Ontology annotation, molecular function: protein binding. The record is from RefSeq and is a predicted model, not a curated record.
AUGACAAAAAUUAUUACAUUAUAUUUAUUAUACAUACAUAAACAUAUCUUUAAUUAUAUUUUUAUUUUUGUUAUUUCUAGCUCAUACCUAUUAGCGGUCCUUCUAUUGUCAAACAUCCUUCCGUUGAAUCAAGCACAAUGGAGGCCUUGCGUCGAAGUGAAGCGAGAUCUUGUGAUACCUUGCAAGUGUGCUGUAUCUUUGGAUUAUCCACGAUCAAUUGAGAUGAAUUGCGACCGAGUAAUUUUCACACGUGAUAUUAUUAAUAGUUUGCGUGGUCAACCGGUUGUAUCAAUUAGUCAAAGGAACUGCGGUCAUCAGAUCUUACCGGAACAUAUCAUUAAUUCCGAUUUGAAUCUGAAAAGACUCGACUUGUCAAGUAAUUCGAUCUAUCGUCUGAUGGAUCGCUUGCUACAGACACAAAGUGAACUGCGCGAAUUGCGACUCGCUGACAAUCUCUUAGGCGACAACUUAAACCCAAUAUUCUCCAGUAAUGAAUUUCAUGGCAUGAAAGAACUCAGGAUACUUGAUCUUAGCAGAAAUGGUCUUAGAAGCAUCGAAGAAGGAAUUCUAAAAGGAUGCGUUAACUUAGAAGAACUAUAUCUCGAUAACAAUAAUUUAACUAUGGUACCCACCGCUUCUUUGAAAGGACCACGUGCUAUUAGAGUGUUAUCUUUGGCAGGCAACAAUAUCAGUUCUCUUUCACGAGAUGCUUUUAAUACUCUCGGCGAAUUGUUAUUACGAUUAGAUCUCAGCAAUAAUGAAUUAUCUCACAUGGAGGAUGGCGCUCUUUCCAAUGUCCAACACCUCUUGUUUUUGAAUAUCUCUCAUAACUCCCUCAGCCGCUUUAACAGUGAUGUCUUUAAAGGAAUUUUCAACUUGUUGCAAUUGGAUCUCUCGGCUAAUUUCUUCAAGGACUUUCCCACUGAUGCAUUAAGACACUUAACGGAUUUAAAAUUUUUGAAUAUUUCUAACAAUCUUAUUACCGAAAUAGAACGGAUACAUUUGUUAAGCAUGAACGAGUUGCAAGUAUUAGACUUGAGCCGUAACAAUAUAGGCCGACUUGGAAUUGAAACAUUUUCCAAUCUUAUCGCUCUUACAAGACUAGAUCUGAGUCUCAAUGCGCUACGCACGAUUGAAGAAUCAUCCUUUGAGGGCUUGACAAAACUAAAAUGGUUAUCGUUGCAAGACAACAACAUUCUAAUAAUACCAGCCUCGGCGCUUACAAGAAUGCCAUAUUUGGCGCAUUUGCACAUGCAAUUUAAUCGCAUUGCUGCAUUAUCCACUGAAUUAAUUCGUGCCACAUCUACAAAUCUCAUGACUUUGGGUCUAACACGCAAUCUGGUUCGCGAAAUACCACCUAGAUUGUUCUAUAAUUUUGAAAAUCUUAUCAGCAUUGAGCUCUCUGGCAACAUGCUAUCUAUUAUUUCACAAAACAUGUUUGCUGGUCUGGAGGACACUUUGCAAAAUCUCGAUAUAUCGUAUAAUCGAUUAACAGCUAUCAUUGAAUUGCCAUUAAGAAAUUUAGUUUCACUAAACUUAGCGGGUAACCAAUUAAAACGAGUAUCACCGGACACUUUCCAGUAUUUACAUAAAUUGCGGUAUUUAAAUCUCAGUAAUAAUCCUUUGUAUGGUGGUUUUCCGCCGAUAUUUCCUUCGUCUUUAGUCGAUCUCGACAUAUCAUAUACAGAGCUCAAGAUCUUGCCAACUGUGUUGUUGUUGAACCUUGAAUCUCUAGAAAGGAUUUCUCUAGCUGGCAAUCACCUACAAGAAAUCGAUGAAAGCAGUUUCCAGUAUCUCUAUAAUCUCACGACAAUUGAUCUCUCAAAUAAUCUCAUUGAACACAUCGAUAACAAUGCCUUUGUUGGUCUCAUAAAUCUUUAUUCAUUAAAUUUGCGAGAUAAUAGACUCACAUCGUUUAUUGGUGAACAUUUUAACACAGGCACUGGUUUGGAAAUUCUUGAUUUGUCCGGCAAUCGCAUCAAUCAGUUAUCUCAAACAGUAUUUGCAAUUCACCCGAGGCUUAGACAACUCGAUCUUUCAGACAAUAGAUUUGUUCAAUUUUCCGGUGACUACAUCAAGUCACAACAGUUCUUGGAACGGUUGGACCUUUCUGGCAAUAUGCUACGCCAUGUAAAUGAAUUUACUUUCUCACAAAUGGGGAGAUUGCGUGAUUUGGAUCUUUCUGAUAACAGAAUUGAAUCGGUAGACGAAUUAGCCUUCCAUAACUCUACACAGCUCCAAUUGCUAGAUUUAUCUAACAAUGUUCUUGAAACACUGAACGAGCGCACAAUGGAAGGUCUACUUAGAUUAGAAUCUUUGGAUUUAAGCGACAAUCGACUCGCCUCAUUGCCCGAGACCGUUUUCGAUUCGUCGAGAAUUCACGCUGUGGAGAGCAUUGAUUUAUCUGGUAAUCGUUUUAAUGAGAUACCAAUCCGCGCUUUGCAACGGCAAUUGGUAUCAUUAUUCAGUCUAAAAUUAGCUCGUAAUCGAGUGGUAGAAGUGUUCACACAAGACGUCAUCAAUAAUGUAAAGGAGCUUGAUCUUUCCGAAAAUCCUUUGAGUGAGAACGCAAUAGGUGACAUUCUGGGCGAAGCAAAAAUCUUACGCUCACUGAAUCUUGCCAAUACGAGUAUUAAAAUUAUUCCCAGAUUAGAGACGCCGUUUCUCAAGCAUCUAAAUCUUUCAGACAAUGCAAUUACAGAUAUUAAACCAGUUACGUUGGAGCGAACUACAAUGUUAGAGAGUCUAGAUUUGUCGAAAAAUCGUCUGACAGAUUUUAUGAACCUGAUCAGAACCUUCAAAAAUCUUCCAAUACUUCAGAAUCUAGAUAUUUCCAAUAAUGAAAUAAAGAAUAUUAACGAGAGCAACUUUGAUGGAUUAGCUACGCUACACUCCUUAAAAAUGACAAAUUUGCUGAAUUGUACGAGGAUAGAAAAAAAUGCAUUUAGAUCGUUAACGAAACUGCGACUUCUACAUGCUUAUAACUAUCCUAAACUAGGAUAUUUUGACGUACAAGGUAUUUUGAAGCAUAUGAAAAAUCUAGAGAUAUUAGACAUUGAAAUAAAAGACUCAUCAGUGGGCAAUGAGCAGUUAUCGGUGCGUAAUCACCCUUAUUUACGAGAACUGACAUUACGAGGAGAAAGGCUGCGCAAUAUUCUUUCAAGUUCACUGGUCGGUGUACGGGAACCAAAAUUGUCCCUGAGUUUAAAGGAUACUUCUGUGGAUUCGAUACCAACAGCCCUCUUUUUUCCAGUACCGCGUUCCACUAAGAUUGAAUUGAAUGUCUCUGGUAGCAAGUUUACCAAUCUCUCACCUCAGUUAUUAACUGCUUUGGAUGAACGAAGGACUUUCGUAAAAAUUAGUGGAUUAGAUAAAAAUCCGAUCAAUUGUAGUUGUGAAGCAAAACAUCUGUGGAAAUGGCUUAAAUUAUUGGGUAAUAACGUGCCCACUGUUGUCUGCGCUAAACCUGAGUAUUUAAUGGGUGCACUGCUGAGCAAUCUCACAGAAGAGUAUUUCUUGUGCAAUCGUACAACACCAACGAAGUUACAAACAACAGAAACCACACCUUUGACAAAAUCGACAAUCCUAGAACCAGAGAUUAUUUGGACCGUUGCACCAACAGUACAAAACCAUCAUAAUAACCACUAUAAUAAUGAUCAUACAGCAGGUACAUCUUCAAUGAACAACAUUUCAAAUACUGACGACACUCUGAUUAUCGGAAUCGUUGGUAGUGUAGUGGCGUUUAUUGCAAUCAUUAUUAUUACGAUCUGCAUUUGCCGACUACGUUGGAGUAAUCAGAUGCAGGAAGCCAGAAUUGCAGCGAUGGCAGCGUCUAGCAUUCAUGAAGCAUCAAUGAUUCGGCCAACAAGUGCUUAUUCGGGCAAGAUCAACCCUCAUGAUCUUUAUGUAAGCUCGUACAAUGGAUCGACUUUAGGAUAUGGUGGUAACAAUUCGAUCCCAUCGGCCACUCCUGUGCAAAUGGUACCCUAUGUGCAACCGAUACACAUGAUGCAACCUAUGAAUCCACUUCCACCGUCAUCACAGCAAAUCUACGGAUAUUAUGAUAACCCAUCUUUUCCCAUGUACAUGACGGAAAACAAAUCAGACAGAUAACAUAGUUCAACAAAAAUACUUUUCUAAAUCAGAGAAAGAAUAUACUUUCUGUUUACAUGCCGUAUUAUUUUAUUAUUAAUUAUAAUUUUGAAAAAUUUUAAAUUAAAGUAAAAAGUUAAUGACUAUC